Messenger RNA from Nerophis lumbriciformis (worm pipefish), 1260 nucleotides. The record is from RefSeq and is a predicted model, not a curated record. Lineage: Eukaryota; Metazoa; Chordata; Actinopteri; Syngnathiformes; Syngnathidae.
AUGGAAGCCGAGUUUCGGGAAAUCGAUGACAACAGGAUUUGGAGCGCCAUUUACCAGGAGGUCCGUCAACAGUCAUGUGAACUGCCCUGCAAGGUGGCCAAACUACAAGAAAACAAGAGUCGGAACCGCUAUCGGGAUGUGAGCCCAUUUGACCACAGUAGAAUAUGUCUGCAGCAAAGUGCCAAUGACUACAUUAAUGCCAGCCUAAUAACUGUGGAAGAGGCGCAGAGGAACUAUAUCCUUACUCAGGGACCCCUACCCAACACAUGUGGUCACUUCUGGGAGAUGGUGUGGGAGCAGCGGUGUUGCGGUGUUGUGAUGCUCAACAGAGUAAUCGAAAAAGGAUCUGUCAAGUGCGCACAAUAUUGGCCCCACAGAGAAGAGAGGGAUGCUAUCUUUGAGGACACCAACUUCAAGCUCACCUUUGUUUCUGAAGACAUCAAAUCGUACUACACAGUUCGUCAUCUUGAGCUGGAAAAUCUUUCUACACUCGAGACACGUGAAAUCUUACAUUUUCACUACACCACCUGGCCUGACUUUGGGGUGCCUGAGUCUCCGGCUUCCUUCCUUAAUUUCUUGUUCAAAGUUCGGGAGUCGGGUUGUAUGAAUUCGGACCGGGGGCCAGUAGUGGUGCACUGCAGCGCUGGCAUCGGACGCUCUGGAACCUUCUGUUUGGUGGACACCUGCCUAUUACUGAUGUCUCUCCGCAAGGACCCAUCGUCUGUGCGUAUCCGCGAUGUUCUACUCGAGAUGCGCCGCCAUCGCAUGGGGUUGAUUCAGACGGCUGAUCAACUACGCUUCUCCUACCUUGCGGUCAUUGAAGGUGCUAAAUACCUCAAAGGAGACUUGUCAUUGCAGGAGUCAUGGAGGGAGUUCUCAAAUGAGGAAGAUAAUCCCCCUGAAUUUACUCCUCCCCCUCCACUCCCCCCUCCAAGAGAUCCUCAAAAUGGCAAAGUUGAGCCAUUGUUUUUUCCCGAGUUUCGGUCGUCUGAAGACCAUGAGCUGCGAAGAAGAACUGCAGUAAACCCGCUACCACCUCCUGGUGGUCACGAGGAACCCCAAGGUUCGACCCCCCAAACUGAAAUCAAAACCCAUCCUCAGCAGGAUGUGGAGCAACAUCAAGCAAAGGACACCCCCAUUCACCAGUUAGUGGAAACGCCUGCCGAGCCUUACAAUUGGUCUCCCCUUUUGGCCAACGUGUGCCUGUGCACGGGGCUGGCGCUCAGUGCUUAUGUUUGCUAUCGAGCCUUUUACCACUGA